Molecule: messenger RNA, 687 nt
Organism: Eremothecium gossypii ATCC 10895
Lineage: Eukaryota; Fungi; Ascomycota; Saccharomycetes; Saccharomycetales; Saccharomycetaceae
Gene: VLD1
Product: Vld1p
Exons: 1
Coding region: 1-687 (228 amino acids)
Source: RefSeq, marked provisional
AUGAAAGAGGAGCCGCUAUUCUUGAGGCAUCUGCUGACAGUCACAUACAUUUUGGUCUUCCUGCGGUUCCUGCGGGACCAGUCGCUGCUGAACGCCCUGCUAGCGGUGCAGGUGGUGUCGCUGACCAAGUUCACGGCCAACAUCCUGAGCACUUACUUCGACGCAGACACGCCACCAGAAUCGGCGCCCGCGCUCAAGAAGCUGCUGGCCAAGGCGCUGUACGUGCUGCAGCUGUUCUUCGUGCUGCAGACGGCACACACCUUGGCGUACCAUGCCAUGUUGGACCUGGACGCGGAUGUGUGCCGCUGGGUUUACGGCUACCUGUUCACGGACCUGCUCGGAGAGUUCGACUGCAAGAGCCGAGGGCGCUCCAUGCUAUUCGUGCUGGACGCGCUGCUGCUGCUGUGCCAGCUGCAGCUGGCGACGUGCAGGCUGGUCCUGCUGAAGGAUGGCCGCCGGGUGACCAUAGAGCAUUUUUCUGUGGAGGAACACGGGAUACUGUCGAUUUUGAUGAUACAGGCGUUUCGGUUGCGGGCGUCCGACUGGGAGAUCGCCAUCACGACGCCGUUGCGGAGUUGCGGGGAAGCUUCGGGCAGGAGCGCAGGUCGGAGCACGGUUUCCAGUGGAGAGGACGCCAGCGACGUGAGUCAGGGUAACAGCACUGCAUACUAUGGCAGCACCCAGUAG